AUGAACCGGAUUGGGCCACGACGUAAAGGAUUCCGGGCAAAACAAAACGGAGCCGCACAGACAAAAGAGAUCAUCGAACCAGUGAUGGCGAGUGGUGUUUGCGUACAUUCGGUUCUUCCGUUCAAGUCGGCCAACUCCGUUGAUGCCAGAGGAGCAAAACGCGAAAUGCACCGUCAAGGCACCAACCAAUCGGCUUGCUCCGACAGCGACGAGUUCACCCAGGAGGAGCUGCAGGAGUUAGCUCAAGCAUUCAAACUUUUCGACAAAGACGGCAACAAUACCAUGAAUAUCAAAGAACUCGGAGUUGCAAUGCGCACGUUGGGCUUGAAUCCGACCGAGGAGGAACUUCUCAAUAUGGUCAAUGAAUACGAUGUGGACGGGAAUGGAAAAAUCGAUUUUGGCGAAUUCUGCAAGAUGAUGAAAGAAAUGAACAAAGAAACCGAUCAAGAGCUGAUUCGUCUCGCAUUCAAAGUGUUCGACAAGGACGGCAAUGGCUAUAUCACAGCUCAGGAAUUCAAACAUUUUAUGACGACAAUGGGCGAGAGAUUCAGCGAGGAAGAGGUCGAUGAGAUCAUCAGAGAAGUUGAUAAGGACGGAGAUGAGCAGAUCGAUCUCGACGAGUUCGUCAACAUGGUUGCUCCGAUCGUUUCAGAAGGAAAUAAGACUGAUCCAUUCGCUGAGCCGGCAACGUCGACAACGGCCAAAUAG
This is a messenger RNA of Caenorhabditis bovis, 708 nucleotides long. The record is from the annotation of a GenBank genome assembly. Lineage: Eukaryota; Metazoa; Nematoda; Chromadorea; Rhabditida; Rhabditidae.